Molecule: messenger RNA, 674 nt
Organism: Durio zibethinus
Lineage: Eukaryota; Viridiplantae; Streptophyta; Magnoliopsida; Malvales; Malvaceae
Product: complex 1 protein, LYR family protein
Source: RefSeq, a predicted model, not a curated record
UAGUCGUGUCCUAAUGGGCCGAUUAGUAGUUCAAGGAAGCAAGAACGCCUCAGAAGUGGAGCAUCGAAGCGGCAGUAGUUUUUCAAAGAGAAGAUGAAGAAAGCGUUGAGAGUUUACGCUCAGAUGCUACGGUUGGUGAGGCGCUUGCCAAAAGACUCGAGGCCUUACUACGCUAAAUACGCCCGCGAGAACUUCGUUAAUUAUAGGGACUUCGACGCCUCCGACUCCCAAGCCCUCGACGAGCUCUUCCACCGCGCCUAUAACCACUCUCUUUGGGUCCUUAACAAGUACUCGGUGGAUGAAUUAGCGGCCCAGAAGCUGAAGGAGAUUUGCUUCGAUGGAUGAACGCGUAAUGUCAACUAGGUGUUUGUUAUAAUGCUCAAAAUGGGAUUCGGGUGGGCUUUUUUUUUUUUUUUAUUAAUCAUUUUAAAUGCAAAUUCUAGUUUCCUUUGUGUAAUCUAGGCAAUGUUUCUUUGAUAUCAAUAUCAUUGCCCGUCUCGAGAUAGUGUUGAAUAUAUACAGCAAUUUUGGUUAUAAAAUCUGUUUUCUAUCCUAUGUAAUCUCUUAGAUUUCAGUUUUGAUGUUGAAUAUUCAGAGACUAAUUAUUUAUUAACGGGUUUGCUUUUCUUUACUUCCUUCUUUUCUAGUUUCUAGUAAUAAUUCAGAUUUGGUCA